Messenger RNA from Acanthopagrus latus (yellowfin seabream), 2410 nucleotides. RefSeq names its product chemokine (C motif) receptor 1a, duplicate 1 (gene xcr1a.1). Gene Ontology annotation, cellular component: membrane. The coding region runs from base 150 to 1163 and encodes 337 amino acids. Gene Ontology annotation, biological process: G protein-coupled receptor signaling pathway; immune response; chemotaxis. The transcript is spliced from 3 exons. The record is from RefSeq and is a predicted model, not a curated record. Gene Ontology annotation, molecular function: chemokine receptor activity. NCBI's taxonomy places the organism in Eukaryota, Metazoa, Chordata, Actinopteri, Spariformes, Sparidae.
UUCAGGGCUUUCAUCCACAUCCAUUGUCUGAACUAUCAUGGAGAGAGUUCCGCUGGAGAUGUGGGCAAACUAAAAACCAUGAUCACAGACAGAAGGCACCGCACUCAACAACAUAUCAGUCCUGGCCAAGAGGAUCCAGUUUCACAGCAAUGGAUGACUCUAAUAAUGACAGCCUAAUAUAUGACGAUGACUAUGAUGAUCAAGUCUGUGAGAAAGGCCAGGUGGUCAAAUUUGGAUCCAUUGCCGUCCCUGUCUUCUUCUCCGUUGUGUUCACGCUGAGCCUCACAGGUAACAUCCUCGUCCUUGUGAUCCUGGCUUUGUACGAAAACCUCAAGUGUCUCACCAACAUUUUCAUCCUAAACCUGGCCAUCUCUGACCUCGUCUUCACCACCGGCCUUCCCUUCUGGGCGAUAUACCACAUCUGGGGAUGGCUGUUUUCAGAAACUCUCUGCAAAACUGUGACUUUUGUCUUCUUCACUGGAUUUUACAGCAGCGUCCUCUUCCUGACCAUCAUGACCAUCUACAGGUACAUGGCCGUGGUCCACCCGCUCUCUAACCUGAGCACAUGGAAACUCAACACAGGAAUUUUCUUGUCUGUCCUACUGUGGAUAAUCAGCAUAGGAGCCGCCAUGCCCUCCCUCCUCUACACCUCCAUCGUCCCAAUCCCCCACAAUGGUGUGCACUCCCUCGGCUGUGAAUACAAAGCUACCGUGUGGAAAACCAUCAGUAUCUCCCAACAGAACAUUUUCUUCCUGGUUGCUUUUGCAGUGAUGGCUUUUUGCUACAUUCAGAUACUGGGGAAAAUUGUAAGAACAAAAUCUAACAGAAAGAACAGAGCAGUCAAGUUGGUCUUCUGUAUUGUGGCCGUGUUCUUCCUCGGCUGGGUGCCGUACAACGUGGUCAUCUUUCUGGGGAUUUUGGCUGAUAAUAUGGUCGCACCAUUUGAUAACUGCACCACAAGUAUCCAGCUUGACUACGCGUUCUAUGUGUGUCGGCUCAUUGCUUUCUCCCACUGCUGCCUGAACCCGGUCUUUUAUGCAUUUGUUGGCGUGAAGUUUAGGAGUCAUCUGAAGUCACUGAUGCAUCGGAUGUCUGUUUGCCAAAGUCAGGUUGAAGAGCAGCAGACUAGAUUGCAAAACUUCUCACGUGGGUCAAUGUACUAGCUGCUGUUUUAAGUACAUGUAUAGUUCCUUGUAUUUACUGCUGCAUGGCUGUUUAAAUGCGAAGUGUGCAUUUGGUUAAAAUCCAUAUAGUAUCAGCAGAAAUGUAGGAACUGGUUCAUUUGAAGCCGUUUGUAGCAAAGGAAACUGAAAAUUCAGGUCUGUUUGUUGUCUGUGUUAAACCUUUGUCAUAAAAAUGUAGCUUGUGUGGGACGCGUUUCCACUUUUGACUUAAAACAACAUUGUGUAAUUUUUUUACCGUGAAAUAACAGCUUCAGAAUCAUGUUGGUGGAACAGUGUCUUGUCUUGUAGUAAGAUGAGUUUUAUCUCGGUCUCAGCCAAUUACAUUGCUCUGACGUAUUGUGUUUUUAGUUAACACCUAAAUUGCAUCUAGCAAACUAUUACUGUUAUUUGUGUUUAUGACAGUGGUGUAGCACUCACAAACUGUGGUAGUUAACAGCACUCGUAAUGUGUGUUUCAAAGGCAUGUAUAAAUAUUAUUAAAGAUCCCUUCCACACAUGUUUUAAAGUUUCUGACAUAUUUUUUGCUGAAAAAAAGUAUAAUUACUACAAUGAAAGCCUCAUAAUGGCACCUAUUACUUCUCCAUAAUUAAAACAUUCCAAAAUAUAUGGGUAUUGCAAAAAUUUUAUCUAGUUAAACUGCUAGAUAAAGGAUGUCUGCUACUUCACUGUAAAGUCCAUUCUUAUUUAUGCAAAAUAUUGGACCAGGACUGGCCUCAUAAUAAUUUGUGAUGUCACAAAUCAUGAUCUUAGGCCCACAUCUAAAAAUCAGAUUUUCAGUGAGCACAGAGAAAAUGUACACCUUGAGCAGUGAAUGUGAGAACAGCCUCCUAAUCUCAAACUGCUCAAACAUUCAACUGUAGGAAGGAGAAGAAGAAAAAACAUAUUGGCUGGAGGGGGUCUUUAAUUAGUCGCAGUGGCAGUGGAGCCCUGAUAGCAAUUCAUGUUCACAGUGCAAAAGAAUUUAUUAUUCACGUGUAAUUACACUCACUCUCACUUUUGUGAUGCUGAGUUUACCCCUUAUUAUUGUAGCAAUGGUGUUGAUCCAAUCUACCAUCACUCACAAUGGCAAGACAAGGUUUUUGAAGAGGUUUGCUAACAAGUUCAGCUAUUUUUGUUGUAAUUCUAACAAACAUGCAUUAAUUGUCCCACUUUGUAAAAAGGCAUGUAAAUGUGUGUAUGUAUCUCCCAGUCUCCCUGUGCAAUAAAAACCAUGAUGACUUUGUUAAA